GUGUAAUGUGGGGAAUGUCGGUUAUGAGGCGGCGUAUGAAGCAUGCGACAGUGACGUCUUCCACUCCUUCUUCUCGGGCCACAGCAGCUCUUCAAUGAAUCUCGGAGUGUACUAUAGUAUGUACAUCGUAUGGACGGUCUACUUCCGUGCGUCAAAUCCCGUUGAUCUGACUUUCAUGGGCCACGAAGCGUCCGAGCUUACCGCCAAAACGACAGGCAAGAGGGUCAACAGAGACGGGCGGAUCGUUGACCUGCAUGUACUGGGUGAACGGGGCAUGAAGCGAGUGUGGAACGAUGUCAAGCACGGGCUUAUCAUGCUGGAUAUGGUGGCGGGGGUGACAUGGGGUAAGUAA
This is a messenger RNA of Sphaeroforma arctica JP610, 352 nucleotides long. RefSeq lists its product as hypothetical. Lineage: Eukaryota; Ichthyosporea; Ichthyophonida. The annotation marks the transcript as partial. The record is from RefSeq and is a predicted model, not a curated record. The transcript has 3 exons.